CCGGCAGUCCAGUCCCACUCGCCCGAGCGGGUCUAUUUUUCCACCUCAGCUCGUCUCCCUCGUGCCCUACCUACCCCGCUUGUAGCCGCCGCGUCUGACCCAAGCCUUCCACUUCCACCCAGCCGCCCGCCCCCCAUGCCGCUCCCGAUGCGCCGCCUCGCCGCCGCUCCCUCCCUCCCAGCCGUGCACCCGCACGACUCCCCCGCGCCGCCCUCCGUUCGGCUCCGGCGACAGCAUGGCCGGGUGUCGAUGGAGAGGUCCUCGACGACGACGGCCCGAGGUGUUAGUUGCGUGAUGGCAAGUGGAAAGGAGCAUGCAGCAACUACUAGUGGUGAUGAAAAGAAAGGUGGACUGCGUGGCAAACUGAAAAAAGUUGUUCUAGCUUACAGCGGUGGCUUGGAUACAUCAGUAAUUGUUCCAUGGCUUAGGGAGAACUAUGGCUGUGAAGUCGUCUGUUUCACUGCUGAUGUUGGUCAGGGUGACAUUGAAUUGGAAGGAUUGGAGAAAAAGGCAAAAGCUAGCGGUGCAAGCCAGCUUGUUGUGAAGGACUUGACAGAAGAAUUUGUUGGUGAAUAUAUAUACCCCUGCUUGCGUGCUGGUGCAGUUUACGAAAGAAAGUAUCUGCUUGGGACUUCCAUGGCUAGGCCUGUUAUUGCUAAGGCAAUGGUUGAUGUUGCCAAGGAAGUUGGCGCAGAUGCAGUUGCUCAUGGGUGCACUGGGAAGGGCAAUGAUCAGGUUCGCUUUGAGCUUACAUUUUAUGCCUUAAAUCCGGAACUUAAAGUGGUGGCACCCUGGAGGGAGUGGGAUAUCACAGGACGUGAAGAUGCAAUUGAGUAUGCAAAGAAACACAAUGUGCCAAUUCCGGUUUCAAAGAAAUCAAUAUACAGCCGAGAUAGAAAUUUGUGGCACCUUAGCCAUGAGGGUGACAUUUUGGAAGAUCCAGCAAAUGAGCCAAAAGAAGAUAUGUAUAUGAUGUCUGUUUCUCCAGAAAAUGCACCUUCAAAACCUGAGUAUCUGGAGAUUGGUAUAGUUGCUGGUGUUCCUACUUCUAUCAACGGUAAAGAUCUCUCGCCAGCAACUCUCCUCGCCAAGCUCAACGAAAUCGGCGGAAAGCAUGGCAUCGGGCGCAUCGACAUGGUGGAGAACCGCCUGGUGGGGAUGAAGUCCCGUGGCGUCUACGAGACCCCCGGCGGCACCAUCAUGGCGGCCGCGGUCCGCGAGCUCGAGUCCCUGACACUGGACCGGGAGACGAUGCAGUGGAAGGACAUGCUGGCCCUCAAGUACGCGGAGCUCGUCUACGCGGGGCGCUGGUUCGACCCGCUGCGGCUGUCCAUGGACGCCUUCAUGGAGACCAUCACCGCGACGACGACCGGGUCGGUGACCCUGAAGCUGUACAAGGGGUCGGUGACCGUCGCGUCCCGGAAGAGCCCCUACAGCCUGUACAGGGAGGACAUCUCGUCGUUCGAGAACGGGGAGAUCUAUGACCAGGCUGACGCUGAGGGUUUCAUCAGGCUGUACGGCCUCCCCACCCGGGUCCGCGCGAUGCUGGAGAAGGGCAUCUAAUCUAAGGUCGUCUUUGCGUCUUGAAUAAAUUGUUUUCUCAUUGAAAACUGCCGAGUGUGUGUCUUUGAGUAACUCUGGACAAAUGGAAGAUUUCCAGGCGGGUGGGCUUUGAGCACAUUGUGGAGUUUCUGUUUUGUUUGGUAGUAUGUAUUGAAGAGUUGCUCCAACUUGCAGUAAUAUACUGUUUGGUGCUGCGGCCGGGUGUGUUCGGUUA
This is a messenger RNA of Triticum aestivum (bread wheat), 1777 nucleotides long. RefSeq names its product argininosuccinate synthase, chloroplastic. Lineage: Eukaryota; Viridiplantae; Streptophyta; Magnoliopsida; Poales; Poaceae. Gene Ontology annotation, biological process: L-arginine biosynthetic process; urea cycle. The transcript has 8 exons. Gene Ontology annotation, cellular component: cytoplasm. The coding region runs from base 136 to 1563 and encodes 475 amino acids. The record is from RefSeq and is a predicted model, not a curated record. Gene Ontology annotation, molecular function: argininosuccinate synthase activity; ATP binding.